Molecule: messenger RNA, 3204 nt
Organism: Microtus ochrogaster (prairie vole)
Lineage: Eukaryota; Metazoa; Chordata; Mammalia; Rodentia; Cricetidae
Gene: Pym1
Product: PYM homolog 1, exon junction complex associated factor
Exons: 4
Coding region: 190-855 (221 amino acids)
Biological process (GO): exon-exon junction complex disassembly
Cellular component (GO): cytoplasm; exon-exon junction complex
Molecular function (GO): RNA binding
Source: RefSeq, a predicted model, not a curated record
UGGCCCCGCUCGCGGUCGACAAAACUAAUCCGGACACUUGGGCGCGGCUAAUUAGAAUACUGGCUGGGUCCGCCCAAAUGCCUUCACCCUGUGGCCUCUGACCCGGGAGGAUCCGCUGCUGGGUGGCCGAGUCUUCGCCGCUGAAUCUCGGGGGGCAGAACUGACGAGGGCUGCCUGCCCCACUCCGUCAUGGAGACCGCCGGCACCCCUGAGGCUCCGGGGACAGCUACACCUCAGGAUCACUCCUUCCUGGACCUCAUCUGUGACACUACUUUCCUUGCAGGCAAGUACAUUGCCUCAACACAGAGACCCGACGGGACUUGGCGCAAGCAGCGGAGGGUCAAGGAAGGAUACGUGCCCCAAGAGGAGGUCCCAGUCUACGAAAAUAAGUACGUGAAGUUUUUCAAGAGUAAACCAGAACUUCCUCCAGGCCUGAGCCCCGAGGCCACGACACCCGUCACCCCAUCCAGACCUGAAGGUGGCGAAGUAGGCCUCUCCAAAACAGCCAAACGCAACCUGAAGCGAAAGGAGAAGAGGAGGCAACAGCAGAAGGAGGGAGAGGCCUUGAGCCGGACUCUUGAAAAGGUAUCUCUGGGAGACACAGCCCAAACGCCCAGUGUCCUCCAAGGCUCCCAGGACGCCCCUCCAGCUGCCUCCGAUGCCUCCGACUCUGCCUCCACCACAGAGAAAGCCAAGAAGAUGAAGAACCUGCGGAAGAAGCUGCGGCAAGUGGAGGAGUUGCAGCAGCGCAUCCAGGCCGGCCAGGUCAGCCAGCCCAGCAGAGAGCAGCUGGAGAAGCUGGCCCGGAGGAGGGCUUUGGAGGAGGAGCUGGAGGACUUGGAGCUGGGCCUGUGAGGCUUCGAGAGUAGGGAGUGACUGCGGGAUAAACCAUGGGGUGCUCGGGGUCCAGGGAGUGUGGGCCGCAGCAGUCAGGAGGGCACCCCCACACUGGCUCACUUCCACCUGUGGCCAACUCCGUCCUCCAGAGCCGUAGGCUCUCCUUUGUUCCUUCCCCUUCUCAGCUCCAAAUUUUGGACUUUUCCCCCCACCCGUUCAAGUGUUCAAAUUCUCAGUGAUGACCCUAGGUUCUUCUGCUGCUGAUCUGGGUGUCUUGUUGAAAAGAAAACCGGGGGGGUGGGAGUUUGUUAGAGAUCUGAGGUUGAGGUACAGGAGUACCCCAAGUCUUAGAGUCUUUGUUCCUGUUCACAGUGUUUAUGAGUUACUCCCCUGGCCAUCCCGAAUCCACCUCCUUUUUUUUUUUUUUUUUUUUUUUUUAAGAAAGAAUAAAUUUAAGUAGACAGCAUGUGGUCAGGUAUGGCUCUGUUCUCAACUCUUGUCAAUUUGCUGAAAGAAGACACUUAAAUUAAGUUUAAAUUUGGUUCUGUUUUAGUUUUUUCAAGAGGUUUCUUCUGUAGUAACAGUGCUGACUGCCCUGGCACUCCCUCUGUAGACCAGGCUGGCCUUGAACUCAGAGAUCCGCCUGCCUUAGCCUCCCAAGUACUAGGAUUAAAGGCAUGCGCCACCACUGCCCAGCUUCAGGCUUAACUUUUUUAAUGGUGCUAGGGAUUGAAUCCAGGGCCUUGCACAUGGUAGCUCUACCGUUGGUCUAUAUCCCUCCUCCCUGAGUGCAGCUGGCCAUGGUAGUGAGCACCUGUAAUAGCACUCCGGAGGCAGAGGCAGGGUUGUUAGCAUUUCAAGACCAGCAUGCGCUGCAGGGUAAGACUAUCUCAACAAAGAGUAAUGUAUGACAAAAUUAGACCUCGGUAAAUGGAAGUUAGUGCUGUUAUCUGUGAAAUUUAGAACAAAAUUAACUUGACAUGAAUGUAUGUGUUGUGCCAGGAGUCUGCUGUACCUUCCUCGCUGCGUCUGAAGAUAAUUUUGAUUUACUUCGAAUGCCCAGAGUAGCUCUUGAAAUUUUACCUUGGAUGCUGCCUACGAUGACACUGGGGGCAAAGUCAUGAUGUGUGUAGACACAUCCAGGAGUUCUGCCGUUCUGUGUGUGUUUCACCUGUGCUGCACCUUUGGUUGUAGACUAGCGGGGAGGAAAGGGAGCGGCCUCAACCAUGCCUAGCUCUCAGGAAUUCAGGAGCCCCACAGAAACCAACCCUAUUAAAUCCUCUCCAAUCUUUUCUUGGCUUCUAGAUCUUUGGGAAUCCCUCCCUUGCUGUUCCCCUCAUCCUAAACAUUAAGUCACCCAUCUCUUGGGUGUGUAUGUACACGUGUGUGUCUGUGUGCCCACAAAUGUGGAGGAGCCAUGCACCCUGUUUUUUGAGUCUAGGGCCCACUGACUACUCGGCUGGCUGGCUAGUAAGUAUGUUCCUGCCUCCUUAGACCCCCGUGACCUCAGCCUCCUUAGACCAGCCCCCCAGGGGUGUCCUCAGCCUCAUGCUCCUCUUCCCUACCUGUAGAUGUAGCUCUCAGUGCUCUCUAUUGUGUUUAUUUGGUUUCCAGCCACCCCUCAGACCCGCUGCUAAACUAGUUGGCUAGUUUGAGACAGAAUCUCUGUGCAACCUAUGCCAACUUGGAACUGGAAUUCGCUGUGCAGAUGAGGCUGUGGUCCUCCUGCAGCUACUUCCUCAGUGCUGGGAUUACAGGUGCAGGCUACAGAACCUAGCAGUUCAAUUCUCAAAUAUCCAAUGAAAUAAGGCUCUGAACCAUGCAUAGAAAAGAACACAGGUGAUAAUAAAUACUUGACUGGAACCAAAAAGAGACCAAAAGCCCAGGUUCCCUUUAGUAGGAACCCAGGAAUUCGUUUAUACAUAGUUUCUGGUAUUGUACAUGUAUGACAAACAUACACAUCAUGCAUGGUUAAGUUCCUGAAGGGUAGAGCGGGGGUGAAGUUAGACAGCCGAGUGCUUACUUAGUGUAGAUGAAGCCCUGGACGUAAUUCCCAGAACAACAUAAGACAGGAUGGCACAAGCCUGCAGCCUUGGCAUGCCGGCAGCAGCGGCAGCAGGACCAGAAGUUAAAGACAUUCCCGGUGACGCCUGAGUCCUCACUGCUAGUGCCAGAGAAACUUAAGACAGUAAAGGUUGUUUCUAAGGAGACACACCUGCUUUGCUGGAUUCCGGGGGUAGUGAUCUGCUUGACCCCCAAGCUGACUUCAUCUGAGGGGGCAGAAUCUCAAGAAAACGCCUCCAUAAAAUUGGGCUGUUGGAAGGCCUUUGGGCAUUUUCUUUUUUUGGAUUUUUCGAGACAGGAUUU